Colletotrichum gloeosporioides is the source of this 873-nucleotide messenger RNA. Its product is annotated as Bifunctional protein FolD. Gene Ontology annotation, cellular component: cytosol. The transcript is spliced from 3 exons. The record is from RefSeq and is a predicted model, not a curated record. Bases 1 to 873 code for a protein of 290 amino acids. Gene Ontology annotation, biological process: tetrahydrofolate interconversion. Lineage: Eukaryota; Fungi; Ascomycota; Sordariomycetes; Glomerellales; Glomerellaceae. Gene Ontology annotation, molecular function: methenyltetrahydrofolate cyclohydrolase activity; methylenetetrahydrofolate dehydrogenase (NADP+) activity.
AUGCCAUCAAGCGAUCUUGGAGCGGUCUACGUGAGCGACAAAUGCGGCUCUGUUGUAUGCAGUCACGUCUGCCAAGCCCUAUUCCUCGAAGGAGCGCCAGUGAUUAGGCUUUUGGCGUCAUGGUGUAUCAGAAACAGCAAGAGUAUAGAUGGCAUCAAGCCAACUCUCGCGGUAGUGUUUUUCAACACUGGUGUAGAUGCCGACGAGUAUCUUCGCAUUAAGGCAGAAGUGGCGGCCAAGGCCGGCAUCGACUUCAUUCCGUACGAACUGGCACCAAAUGCAUCUACAGAUAGAGUUCUCAAUCUGAUUUCUGCGCUGAAUAAAUGUCCUCAGACUCACGGUAUUCUGGUUCAGCGUCCACUGCCGAUUCAGAUCUCUGAAGCGGACGUUAUGGGCAGUAUCAGUAGACAGAAACAUAUUGAAGAGUGUGUUCAAGGAGAUUCUAGCAACAUUGCUGUCGAUGGUGUAGUUCGUCUUCUCGCUUCUUAUCGCAAAGCCGACAUGCUCGACUUAUCUAUUGUGCUUCUUGGGGGCACCAACAUCAUCACUCCCGGUUUCAAGGCCGAGCUCAAGAAUCGAUAUCCCCGUAUUGAGAUGUUCAAGACACCAGAGGAAGCGAAGCUUGUUAACAGAGACGGGGUUGUCGUCAUGACAGAGCUCAACAAAGGUGGCAUUAUCCAGCCUGAAAUGCUUGGGCCAGGAGUAGAGUUAGUCAUUGAUCUUGGGUUUGACAUAAACACAAAGAUGGGAGAUCUAGAUCCGAGGGUAUUUGACGUCGAUGGCUUGAUGGUGGUCCCAACUCCAGGUGGCACGCAGGGCAUCAAGAUCCACCUGGCUUCGCAAGGGAUGUGCGCAGAUCUUGAACUUAUGUAG